This is a messenger RNA of Dama dama (fallow deer), 1219 nucleotides long. Its product is annotated as histone-lysine N-methyltransferase SETMAR. Gene Ontology annotation, molecular function: zinc ion binding; histone H3K9 methyltransferase activity; protein binding. The coding region runs from base 104 to 1024 and encodes 306 amino acids. Lineage: Eukaryota; Metazoa; Chordata; Mammalia; Artiodactyla; Cervidae. The record is from RefSeq and is a predicted model, not a curated record. The transcript is spliced from 2 exons. Gene Ontology annotation, cellular component: nucleus.
UUGACUCCCAGCGUCCUCUGCGAGGCUCAAGAGGUCUAGGUGGUAAGAGCACCGUGUCGGGGCAAAACGGCCGCUAAGGCCGUAGAGAACUGGCCCUGGCACAAUGGCAGCGUGUGAGGAGGCACCUGAGGCCUUGAAAGACCAGCUGGACGUUGCGCGUGGCCUUGAAAAUCUGCCCGUGAGCGCCUGGCCCCCAGGGGCGGAGCCUGAGCCCUUUCAGUAUACUCCUGAUCAUGUGGCUGGGCCUGGAGCAGAUACAGAUCCCUCUCAAAUAACCUUUCCUGGAUGUGCUUGUCUCAAAACUCCCUGCCUCCCUGGUACUUGCUCCUGCCUCCGUCGUGAGAAUAACUAUGACGACCAUUUAUGCCUCAGAGAUAUGGGAUCAGAAGCAAAGUGUGCUGAGCCAGUUUUCGAAUGCAACGUCCUGUGUCAGUGCGGCGACCACUGCCAGAACAGAGUGGUCCAGUGGGGUCUGCAGUUCCACCUCCAGGUGUUCAAGACGGAUCACAAAGGCUGGGGACUUCGUACCCUGGACUUCAUACCAAAGGGACGGUUUGUCUGUGAAUAUGCCGGUGAGGUGUUGGGGAUCUCUGAAGUGCAGAGAAGAAUUCAGUUACAAACAAUACAUGAUUCGAAUUACAUUAUAGCCAUCAGGGAGCAUGUCUGUAAUGGGCAGGUAAUGGAAACAUUUGUGGAUCCUGCCUUGAUAGGCAACAUCGGAAGAUUCCUUAACCAUUCUUGUGAGCCAAACCUGUUGAUGAUUCCUGUCCGAAUCGACUCGAUGGUACCAAAGUUGGCACUUUUUGCAGCCAGAGACAUUCUGCCCGAAGAAGAACUCUCUUAUGACUAUUCAGGAAGAUUUCUUAAUCUAAUGAAUGGUGAAGACAAAGCAAGGUUAGAUAAUGGGGAAUUAAGGAAACCUUGUUACUGUGGCGCCAGAUCGUGUGCUGCGUUCCUGCCCUAUGACAGCUCCCUGUACUGCCCCUCGGAAAAGCCAAACACGAGUGAGGAAGGAAGAGCGUAGGAGAAAUGUGUCCGGCCUCACAGUGGAAGAGAACGAGCAGGAACCAAGCAUGUUGGCUCAGCUCUUCCUGGGUUCCCUUCUUAUAAGCAACUUGCCCUCGAGGUUGGUCUCUGCUCUCCAGAAAGCAGCUCACUCACCCCUUACUCUAGGGGAGCCCAGUGGUUGCCUGGCUGCGUAAGUUUAAUUUGGGAAUGU